Molecule: messenger RNA, 777 nt
Organism: Trichoderma aggressivum f. europaeum
Lineage: Eukaryota; Fungi; Ascomycota; Sordariomycetes; Hypocreales; Hypocreaceae
Exons: 3
Coding region: 1-777 (258 amino acids)
Source: RefSeq, a predicted model, not a curated record
AUGGACGCGCGCAGACGGCGGGCCACCAAACCGACCUCUCCGGAAUCCCGACCUCACAACAUCUCCAGCACCGACAAACCCGCUUCUUCUUCUUCUUCGUCUACUUUUUCGUCUUCUUCCUCUGCGGCCGCCAAGAUGGACGGCCCGGAAUCUCCGUCGUGGAGACAGCAUUGGAUGUUUUUCGCUGUGGCGAGCGGUGCUUGUGCGGCGUUUAACGGCGUGUUUGCGAAGCUAACCACCACAGAACUCACAACAAACCUAUCAACCGCCAUCGCCAAAGCCCUCGGAAUACAAUCCCACUCCCAAAUCGUCGAAAUCAUCGUCCGCACCAUCUUCUUCAUCCUCAACCUCGCAUUCAACGGCAUCGUAAGUGUCUCUCACCCCCCCUCGCAAAUCAAACACUUUUUCACUCACACACAAAAAAAAAAAAAAAAGAUGUGGUCUCUAUUCACCACCGCUCUCGCACGCGGCAAAUCCGCAACCCAAGUCUCCAUCAUGAACACCUCCACAAACUUCCUCGUCACCGCCUUCACCGGCUUCGCCAUCUUCUCAGAGGCCCUGCCCCCGAUGUGGUGGGCCGGCGCAUCGCUGCUCGUCGCCGGCAGCGUCAUUGCGGGCCGCAAGGACGAGGGCGAAGGGGACGGUGCCAAAGAUGCCGCUGGCGAGGCGUAUGAACCGGUGCCUGCGGGAAGUAACCUUGAGCUGGAAGAGGAUGUGACUGCGGGUGAAAGAUACCGCGAUGAGGACAUCCCUGACCUGGGAGAGCUUCGGAGCUGA